GUUUCGAACAUGCGUCCAUUCGCCAUUUAACCGUUGAACGCGAAGUUAAUUGUCUUACUGUUUUAAAAAAUUUGUGCUAUUUAUUAAAAUAGUUGACCGUUUUUUUAAUUGAGGAAUAUUCUAGUUGGAAAAUCAAGGAGAAUGUCGGAAUGGGGCGAUGAAGAACAGGAUACCGGCCGUGGUUUCGGUAAUGGCUAUGAUCAUUACAAAGAUAACGGCGAAGAAAACAUAGCCAAUGAGGAAAAUGAAUACAAUGAUAUUGAAAUUGCAGACGACGGAACUUGUGAUUUUGGAAAUAGACGAGGUCGGGGCGGUGGACGAGGUGGUCGUGGUGGUAGAGGUGACAGACAUGGCGGUGGUUAUGGCGGCGGACGUCGGAACAAUGAAGAAAAUGCAAAUGGAGAGCGCAAUGGCGGUGGUUUUCAUAGUGGCCGUGGAGGUCGGGGCGGUGGUGGGCGUGGAGGUCGCGGAAGCCGCAAUAAUUUCGGCGAGCGUAAUGGUUUUAAUGGGGAUAGACAUGGUGAUGACCAAGGCUUUAACAAUAAUAAAGGCGAAAAUGAAGGCGAACAAAAACAACGCGAAUUUUACAUACCACCAGAACCUACCGAUAAUGAAGAUGAAAUCUUUAGUAGCGGAAUUUCAUCGGGAAUCAACUUUUCCAAAUACGACAAUAUUCCAGUCCGGGUGUCAGGUGAGAAUGCGCCACCCCCACUUAAGAGUUUUGAAACUGCGGGCUUGCGUGAUUUGAUCAUGGAUAACGUUCGUAAGUCCGGUUAUAAGGUACCAACACCUAUACAAAAAACCGCCAUUCCAGUAAUUAUGGAUGGAAGAGAUUUAAUGGCAUGUGCCCAAACGGGUUCCGGAAAAACGGCCGCAUUCUUGCUUCCAAUCAUCAAUGGCAUCCUAGGAGAAAGUUGUGAUUUGUCAAUCGGUAAACCGCAGGCGGUAAUUGUGUCUCCAACACGCGAGUUGGCAAUACAAAUUUUCUCUGAAGCUCGAAAGUUUGCGCUGGGCUCUUAUUUGAAGAUCAGCAUUGUUUACGGGGGCACUUCAAGCAAACAUCAAGGCGAAAAUAUCGCAAAAGGAUGUCACAUUUUGAUAUGCACUCCGGGUCGUUUAUUGGACUUUGUUGAAAAGGGUUUCAUAACAUUUGAAGAAACGCGCUAUGUAGUGCUGGAUGAGGCCGACCGUAUGAUGGAUAUGGGUUUUAAAGACAGUGUAAAUACCGUGAUGAAUCAUCCGACAAUGCGACCAAUGGAGGAACGACAAAAUUUGAUGUUUUCUGCUACUUUCCCCGAGGAGAUACAGCGUUUAGCUGGCGCCUUUUUGUCCAACUAUAUAUUCAUUACCAUUGGUGUAGUAGGCGGCGCGUGCUCCGAUGUCACCCAAGAGAUUUUCGAAGUGAAAAAAUUUCAGAAGCGUUCCAAAUUAAUGGAAUUGCUGAGCGAAAGUAGUGAUGGCACCAUUGUCUUUGUUGAAACGAAGCGUGGAGCAGAUUUCCUUGCGUCCCUUCUAUCGGAAACCGAAUUUCCUACAACUUCUAUACACGGCGAUAGGUUACAACGUCAACGAGAAAUGGCUUUAGCAGACUUCAAGUCUGGAAAGAUGAAAGUGCUGAUAGCAACAUCAGUCGCUGCGCGUGGCCUAGAUAUUAAGAACGUUAAGCACGUCAUCAACUAUGAUCUUCCAAGUUCCAUCGACGAAUACGUCCAUCGUAUUGGUCGUACAGGUCGAGUUGGCAACAAUGGGCGUGCAACUAGUUUCUUUGAUCCCGAUCAAAAUGCGGCUAUGGCAAGUGAUUUAGUGAAAAUUCUUGAAGGCGCAUCACAGGAAGUGCCCGAAUUUCUCCGAUGCUGUUCAGGUGGAGGUGGAGGUGGCGAUGGACUGGGUAGUUCAGGUAGUAGUAGGUUUGGCGGUCGGGACGUACGAAAAAAUGUGCAGUCUGAUGACAACUUCAUUACCUCGGCAGGGCCUACUCCUUUGGAGGAGGAGGAAGAGUGGGAUUAAAGUGACACUUCCAAAUAUAAAUACUUAUAUAUUUAUUACACAAAAAACCCUACAUACGCAUUUUACAUAUGCAGCUUGAAUUUAUUUGGUUUCUGUUUAAUUGCUGCUAAUUAUUUUAGCAGACUUUAUAAUUGACAUUUUUAACACAUGAAUUUCAUUUUUCUUCAUUACAAAAAAUUACAAGACAAAAUAAAUGAAUUUGAUAUGAAA
Molecule: messenger RNA, 2217 nt
Organism: Anastrepha obliqua
Lineage: Eukaryota; Metazoa; Arthropoda; Insecta; Diptera; Tephritidae
Product: ATP-dependent RNA helicase vasa
Exons: 10
Coding region: 142-2007 (621 amino acids)
Biological process (GO): cell differentiation; gamete generation
Cellular component (GO): P granule; nucleus
Molecular function (GO): ATP binding; RNA binding; RNA helicase activity
Source: RefSeq, a predicted model, not a curated record